This is a messenger RNA of Puntigrus tetrazona (Sumatra barb), 1903 nucleotides long. Its product is annotated as endonuclease domain-containing 1 protein-like. Bases 1143 to 1808 code for a protein of 221 amino acids. The record is from RefSeq and is a predicted model, not a curated record. Lineage: Eukaryota; Metazoa; Chordata; Actinopteri; Cypriniformes; Cyprinidae. The transcript has 3 exons. Gene Ontology annotation, molecular function: metal ion binding; hydrolase activity; nucleic acid binding.
GUGCAUAAAACUUAACACGAUCACUUCUAAUUCCACAAAAUGCAGCCUUGACCUCUGACCUGUUAGCAGCGCUUGUACAAUCCAGGCGAUCCAACGGUGGCUGCCUGGUGGGCAUCUCGACAUCUUUCCUUGAUGAAGGACCAUCACCUACAGCUCAACCUGGCAAAGAUCGAGCUUCUUGUCUUCCUGGCCGCCUCAGCUCUACGGCACGACUUCCCCAUCCAGCUAGGUUCGUCUACAAUUACCCCGUCAACUUCGAUCAGAAAACCUGGUGUAGUCUUCGACGAGCGGCCGACCUUCAAAGAGCACGCUGCAAAGACUGCUCGAUCUUGGAGGUUUGCAGAAAGUUCAGACCCUUUCUAACAGAGCGUGUUUUGUCAUAUAUGUCUUAUAUGCAUAUAAAAUCAUAUACGCAGGUUAGUCUGCACUUGAAUUUUGAAAAAUGUAGUAAAAAUUCUCUAACACCAUCUGUAAGUUAGUGAGUUAUAUGGCUGUGAUAUUUAAACUUUAAUGUUUUGCAUAAGGUGUACCAACAUUUACAACUCCACAUAUAUAAGAAGCCAUAUAUAGAUAAGGAUUAAGGUCUUUUCCAUGUCGUGCUCUUAAAAUUUGCGUAAAGAUGAACGUGUCAUAGCUAACAAAGCAUGAUAUGAAGAGCUCUCCUUAAGUUCUAGUUUUGCAUGUCACAAUAAAAAAACGUGAUCUAAAUUCUGUGACAUUAAGGUCUUGUCUGUGGUAGCACAGUUAAAGAGAUAACAACCAUUGGUCUUGUCUUCAAUGGAGUAAGCUGUUCUAUCGCUUACAAAUUUUAAGCAAAACCCAGAACGUGUCUCCAGAACCCGGUCCACCCCUACAUUUCUUUAUAAGCGCAUCAGGUCCUCCUGUUCAGCUUCAUUCUUCACUUGCAUCAACAGUAAGCUCUAAGAGUGUCUGUUUCCCAACUCUGUCGUGUAGUCGUCAUCUUCUGCAGUCGUCUUCCACGAUGAACGCGCUGCGGUCGCUCUUUGUUCUGUCGGUCUCCAGUCUGGUUUCAGGCAGGGUGGUGCCAAACCUUUUAACCCCUGCUCCUGGAGGAUGCCCUGACUUCUUUCUGAACACUGCACUGGGUCGGGUCACUCCGACUAAUCUUCCAGGAAAUCAGUAUGCAAGAAUCUGUCAGGAAUACGGGGGGAUUGACAGAUUUGCCACAUAUUAUGAUACCUUCUGGCACAUUCCUGUUUGGACGGCAUAUAGGUUUAUUGGACGGGGCGCGAACAACAGAACUGGAUGGAGAACUGAAACUAUGUCUGCAGGUGUUGCUUUGCGUCAGUCACCGGUGGAUGCUUACAGUAAAACUCGGUAACCAGCAGGCCACCAACGCGGAUUAUACUGCAUUGGGAAGUAACUGGGACCGAGGUCAUCUGUAUCCUGUCCAUCACACGUCUACUCCAGCAGACGCUGAGUCCACAUUCACUCUCACUAAUGCGGUGCCGCAGUUUUAUUCUCUGAACAGAGGUCAGUGGAGGGUGCAUGAAGAAAGAGUAGCUGGGCUUAUGGAUGACUGUUUAAACCAAGGUUACUCCGUGUAUGCUGUGGUCGGGGCAGUACCAGAUAAUACACAAAAUCAACCCAAUCAACCUAAUAAUUUAAACACACCAAGCCACAUAUGGAGUAGUUUCUGUUGUAAUGACAACAAUAACAUUGGCAUACGUUCCUUGGGUUUUAUUGCAGUGAACAAAGUGAAUGUCGCUCCCAGUGAGUUGACGGUGAGCCAACUGGAGACUAACCUCACUAAUCUUUAUGGGUCUCAAUUUAAAGUGUUUGGAUAAAUAGAGUUUGAUUUUUAUCGAAAAGCAGAAACUACUGUACGCUACCAUAUGCUAUUGUAAGAUGGUGUUUUAUGAUUGCCCAUGAGGUAAAAUAA